Messenger RNA from Mitosporidium daphniae, 1161 nucleotides. RefSeq lists its product as uncharacterized. Gene Ontology annotation, molecular function: mRNA binding. The transcript has a single exon. The record is from RefSeq and is a predicted model, not a curated record. Lineage: Eukaryota; Fungi; Microsporidia. Bases 1 to 1161 code for a protein of 386 amino acids. Gene Ontology annotation, cellular component: cytosol.
AUGCCACCUCGUCGAGCCCCGCAGCCUCCUCCUUCGUCUUCCGAUUCCACUUCAUCAUCGGAUUCAGAGUUAUCUGACAAGGCCCUUAAAAGCAUGAACGAUACAGAUGAUAGCAGCAGCUCUUCCAGCUCCUCAUCGUCUUCGUCCUCCGACUCGUCUUCAGAUUCAUCCUCUUCAGAAUCGUCUUCAGAUUCAUCGUCUUCGUCCUCUGACUCGUCUUCGGAUUCAUCCUCCUCAGAAUCGUCUUCAGAUUCAUCAGAUGAGUCAUCCUCUGAAGAUUCUUCUUCUGAGAAAACAUCCAAAAAAGACUCUUCCGAUGAUUCUUCAGAUGACGAAUCCUCCUCAGAAGGCUCUUCUUCAUCUUCUGAUGCUGACUCUGAAGAAGAAACAAAACCUCUUCAUAUUGAGCCCGCUCAAUCCUUCACACCAUCACCAUCGUCGUCGCCACCGCCAUCUGAAUUCACACUAUUUGUAGGUAACCUUCCAUACGAUGCUACAAAAGAGGCUCUUAUGGACCUCUUUUCGCCAUUUGGGCCAGUUCAAAGCGUUCGUUUGAUUACCGAUCAACGUACGGGCCGCUCUAAGGGCUUUGCUUAUGUCAUAUUUGCGACAGAAGAUUCUCUUGAUGCCGUUCUCAGCGAGAAUGCUUUAGAACUCUCCGGUCGAAGUCUCAAUAUAGACCGUGCCGCUUCGCGCCCUGCAUCUGACGCACAAAGAUUUCCAAGGGGUGCUUCGUCGGCACCGUCAUCUCCUGGGUCCUCAUCUCCACCGACUCCGACUCUUUUUGUUGGAAAUCUUUCCUUUUCUGUCAGCGAAUCGAUGUUGAAGGAUGCAUUUUCCUCGUACGGUGAAGUCAUAUCCUGCCGUAUUCCCACCAAUACUGAGGACGGCCGAUCUCGCGGCUAUGGGUUUGUUCAAUUUGCCGAUACGUCGUCGGCUGUCGCCGCGCACGCCGCCCCUCGCUUUGAAAUAGAGGGACGCUUUGUUAGACUUGACUUUGAUAAUCCAUCUUCAUCGCCACGAAAGCGCGAGUUUAAUACUCCUCAGGGAGGUAAUGGCCAUCGCGGUGGUAACCGUGGCGGAAAUCGCGGUGGAAACCGCGGCGGUCGUGCUUCUGCCGGCAGCCCUCCCCCCAGCAAGCACCAGCGCUACUUUGACUGA